GGACCCGCGGUCCAGAAAAUUUUCAAAGAGUACGCGAGUAACAAUCGUAAAUUGGGAAAUAUGCUGAGUCGGAAGAAUUUCCUCAUCGAGUGCAGACGGAAUGGGUUUGUUCCACAACACAUUGUUCACUCGCUGAAGUGUGUACACGAACUGCUAGCAACGAGAAGCCCGUACGCCCGCAAGCUGGCAAACAAUAUCAUGCGAUUCCAGAAGACAUUGCUCAAUGUCGAAAUUGAGGAUGCCUUCUACCGUAUCAAGGUGCUACAUCGGGAAUUGGCACAUCUGCGGUCCCAAAUCGUGAACGACACGGAGCCGGUCAUAUAUCAGCAGUUCUUCACAAGCCAAGAAUUUGCGUUCUACAGCAAUUUGCACAACAGAACGGACCAGACCAACCGGAAGCUCCGUCGUAUCAUUUCGAGAGCGGUGGACGAUAACCAGGAUCGCCUCCCGGCAGUUAACGAAAGAGCGAUCUUGAACACGACAACGAAAGCGAUUCCCCCGGAGACCAAGAUAUUGCUGAGCAUGGGUCCCAAGUUCGUCUUACCGUACAAAACACCGUCGCACAUCCCGUUUUUUCAUCUGAUAGCUGACGUGGAAAACGUUCUUUCGUUAGGAGAGGACCAAGACGUACGUGAGCGCACGAGAUGUCAAAUCGUAAACCACAUACAAAACUUCGUGCAAAGAUUUCCGAGCAACAGCCCGUCACAGCUCGAGCGGUUCUGUCACAAAGCAGAAAUCCAAACGAGGAAAUUCGUCAAAGACAACCCGGACAUCCUAAUCACGGAAGCAGACAAGGGGAACAGGACGGUGGUCAUGAGUUUGGAGGACUACGAUGGGAAGAUGUUGCAGCUCGUCAACGACACCGAUACGUACGAACCACUGAAAGCAGAUCCGACAGAAAAAUACCAGCGGAAAAACAACAGCAUGGUUCAACGCCUGGUCAAUCUGCAGCUAAUCGACGGUAAAACCAAACACCAGUUGAUGUGCUACAACGCGGUGUGUCCACGCAUAUAUGGAUUACCCAAGGCACACAAGCAAGGAAUGCCACUACGCCCAGUGGUGCCCAACGUAACAGCACCAACGUACCACCUCAGCAAAUACAUCGCGCAAAUAUUACAGUCGUCGUUCACCAGCGAAUACGAUGCCAGGGACUCGAGGACCUUCUGUGAGUAUGUGAACGAACUGGAUGUACCCCCGGACCACAUAAUGGUCUCACUUGAUGCCGUAUCCCUGUUUACUAACGUAACCAAGCCAUCUGUCAUCCAUGACGUCAUCAUGAUAUGGGACCAAAUCCGGGAAAAAACUAGAAUCAACCUUGAUUUAUUCCUGGAAUUGAUCUCAUUCUGUAUGGAUGCCAGCUUUUUCUGCUUCAGAGGAAAGUUUUUCCAUCAACGGUCCGGCACAGCAAUGGGUAGCCCGCUGUCACCGGUGUUAGCAGACAUCGUGAUGGAUAGCAUCAUCAGCAGAGCAAUCAACGCAGCGAACAUCCCACCGCGGUACAUUCGAAAGUAUGUAGACGAUCUGUUUGUGCUGAUCCACAAAGAUCGGGUGCAGGAGGUACUCGAAAUAUUCAACCGGCAGAACGAAAGCAUCAAAUUCACAUGCGAGGUUGAAGAGGAAGGGAAGCUGCCAUACCUGGAUAUGUUGAUGAUCCAAACGGGUGAAGGAAGAAUAAAAACCGACUGGUAUUCAAAGCCUAUAUCGUCCGGCAGAAUACUAAAUUUUUUCUCCUUCCAUCCCAUUGAUCAGAAACUUGGGGUUGCAACGAACUUCAUCAAUCGAGUUCGUACCCUAAGUACUGUUCGGACAGAGGAGGAGAAAAAUCAGCUCAUCCGGAGACAGCUUUCAAGCAAUGACUACCCACUGCAUCUGAUAAACAGAAUGCUGCACCAACCGAGACCACCCGAAGUAGCAGACACGCCGAACAUAUACCGAUCCGUGGUGCACAUCCCCGGCCUAACACCAACCAUUAGGAGAAUACUGAGGCAAAAUGUUCCGUCGGUUGGCAUCGCAUGUAGCAACAACAACACAGUAAAACAACUGUAUAAAACAGCCAAAGAUCCCGUUCCCUACAUGCAGAAGUUCAACGUCGUCUACAAAAUAGCAUGCAGAGACUGCUCCGGUUGCUACAUCGGUAUGACCAAGAACCAGCUGCGUACGAGAAUGUAUGGUCAUCAAACGUUAAUAAACACGUUAGAUAGGAAGCUCUCAGCUGGAUCCUCAUACAGUGAUCCAGAGAUACUGCUACUAUCGCAGAAGACGGCUCUGAUGGAGCACUGUAUACAACACCAGCACAGAUUCGACGUAGCUAACCCGACCAUCAUAGACUGUUGUUUCAAAACACAGUCUCUCCCUGUUUUGGAGAUGUGCCACAUUCUCACCACUCCACAAACAGUAAACCGUCGUACCGAUACGGAAGACAUGAGCGCUACCUACAGCUUUCUCAUCGCAUCGGUAGACGAUCUCCGGAGAGAAAACAGACGAACAGAGGAAUCGAGAAACCAAUACACUGAUGCGAGACACACAACACAGAUCACACCGUCGGCUAAUACCACUGUACACACGGAUGAGUAACAGCUGAUCAGUAGAGGCGAUAGUCAGCACCGGCAGGUAGUGUCCGUGUACUAGCUAGGGAAUUCCCAAACUCAACCGGAACGAAUGGCCCAAAAGUGUACCAGACGGCGUGACCCUUUUCAACCCGACGGUUUACAAAUUAUACGAAAUUGUGUGACCUGUUGAUUUGUAUAUCGAGCCCUGAAGAUGGUCCAAUAGCCGGACCGAAACGUCGGCGAUGAUAUGUAAUUAGUCUACGCAAUUUUUUAUAGUGAAAAAUCUGGCCAAAAAGGCGUCAAAACGUUGUAACGUCACGGUAGAAUGUGUCAAUGUCAUAUACGACGAGGUGUUAAGGUAAGAGUUGAGGGAUGGAGAUCGUCGGCUUCGCUGACGACAUUUCGCUGGAAGUCUACGGUGAAUCGAUUGAAUAAGUGGAGUUGACUACACGGACAGAAAUGUUGUCUGUUCAAUAUAACUUAUUUCAAAGUUCUCUCAAGUUUCGAAGAUAUUCUU
Molecule: messenger RNA, 3066 nt
Organism: Aedes albopictus (Asian tiger mosquito)
Lineage: Eukaryota; Metazoa; Arthropoda; Insecta; Diptera; Culicidae
Exons: 2
Coding region: 61-2574 (837 amino acids)
Source: RefSeq, a predicted model, not a curated record